AUGGAAGCACUCGUCGAGGAUGUCACAUUAAUCUUCGAGGAGUACCCGAUCUGCAGCAGCACCGACCUCGACCACAAGCUGCAGUCGGUGGAAUGCGCCAGCCUGUUUGUCACAGAUGAGAACAGAUUCAUCUUCAGCAAGGCUCAGGUUGGGCAAGAGGCUGAAGCUCAUUUCAAUAUUUACAACGCAAGCUGUCUGCCAUGCGAUGUGGUCCUCUCCAUCGAACCCCUGCCUGGAGAGGCAAAAAGCCCUAUCAACAACAUUUUCAAGUUACAUCCAGUCAAGAUGUCUGUUCCCGGCUCAUCCUGUGCCAUUGCUACGGUGACCUUCACCCCACCAGAGGAGCAGAACUACAACUGCACUUUCAAGGCUUCCCUUGUCAUCCCAAAUGGCUCUGUGGAAAUUAAACCCCAAAGCCUGACCUUCACCAUCAGCGGGAAGGGGCAUGAGCCACGGGUGACAGUCGUGUGCCCAAGCGCUCGCAGCAAGAGGGGAAACGCUGUGCUGCGCUUCAAGAGGCUCCGUCUGGGGGAUUCAGAGAUGCUGCCCCUGGUCAUCCGUAACGAUGGCAUCAUACCUGUCAAGUUUAUGUUACACCUGGAGGAUGAGCACAGAAUGUUCUCCUUGAAAGGCAGGGCCUCUGCUGUCAAGGUGUUCCACAAUGGAGAUGUGGAACAGGAUUCAGCUGGAAACGAGAGCAAGCCCACAAAGCCUUUCUUCCUUCUGAAUCGCGGCCAAUCGGCAGAGUUUGAUGCCAUUUUCAAACCCACCCUGGCUCAACGUGUGGAAAGGCAGAUUGGUGUGUUGGUGGUGGACACCUACUCUAACAAGACCGUAAUUGAACUGGUGGGUGAAGGCCACGAGGACGAAUUCACCCUCGAUGGAUUAGAGGAAGGCCCUGAGGAGAGGAAUGCUGAUGGCAGCCUGAAGGAAAACAUCACUGAUGCUGUCAGAGUGAAUCACAUUCAGUUUGGGGACUGUCACGUUGGGGAGCCCUACUGCAGGACCUUCACCAUCACCAGCCACGCCGAGAUGGUCAUGCGCUUUGAGUGGGAGGCAGAGGCCCCAUUCCGGUUCUCCCCCAAGGUGGGACACCUCCAUCCUGGCUGUGCCAAGGACAUCACAGUGACCCUGAUGUCAGAUGUCCCAGUCACCUUCAGGAGGCACCUUGUGAAAUGUAAGGUGACCAAGAUCAACUUUGAGUUGCCACAAAGGAAGGUUCAGGACUGGGAUGACCAAAUGACCAUUGUCAUCUGGAAGAAUUCCACCAGGAAAGACCCAGCAGCCAGGUGGCCUAAAAUACAGAAGGUGGUCAAGACAGCCCCAGAACCAGCUCACACUGUGGUGGAGAAGAGCAGGCAGGAGGUCGAGGUGUACCUCAGUGCCAUUGUUGCCUACGCCCAGUUCCACCUGGACACGAUCAUGGUUCAGUUCAACAACACCUUGCCCUCCCAGACAAGGACAGCCACUUUCACGAUGCACAACACAGGGGAGGCAGCCCUGAAAUACUCCUGGGAGAAAGCUGCAGAGACUGAACCAGUGAAGGAGCCAUAUUCAACUACUCUGAUGCGUCGGUUCCUCACCUACGAUACCAUGAAGCAUCGCAGAAAGCUGCUGAGUCUUUUCUGGUGGGAGCAGGACCAUCUUCCUGAGACGCCUCCUAAAGUGCGGCAGCUGCAGCAGCCUGCCAAGCAGCAGCAGGAUUCCGAGCAGCAGGAGGAGCAGCCAGAGCAGCAGCAGCAGGAGCAGCAGGAGCACUCCAAGAAGCUGCGCCGCUCAAAAGAAAAGAACCUGUCUCCAAAGCGUGCCAACUCCUCCCUGGAUGUCUUCACUGAUGCCAUGCAUGACCUGUUCUCCAUCAGCCCCUACGAUGGCACCAUCCCUUCUGGCCAGAAGCAGACCUUUCACCUGCAGUUCAAGCCAAAGUGCACCGGGAAUUUUAAGACCGCCCUGCUGUGCAGGAUUCCCAACCUGGAGCCGACUCAGAAGAUGGGGCAGGUGAUUGUGAAAGGCAGCGUCCAGGAGUGGAAGAAUCUCGAGGAACCAUUAGUGCAGAUGGAGGAAGGCCAGGGACCCAAGGAGGAGGUGCUCUGGAAACCACCACCCGAGGGACAGCAUUUGUGUGAGCUGGAGCAUCCUGCAGGAGCCGGCGACAUCGUGCCUUCUAAGGAUGAUCUCCCACUCCUCACCAGAGACGUCUGGAGCUGCCCUCCCAAGCUCCAAGAACAUCUUUAUCUUACAUUUUAGUCAGCUAAGUUAACCAACUAAUUGUUUAUUAGAUUGACAAGUUCUUGAUAAUUGUCAGUUCAUUGUUAAUAAACAAUUGUUAAUUGUUAAUUGUCA
Molecule: messenger RNA, 2343 nt
Organism: Passer domesticus (house sparrow)
Lineage: Eukaryota; Metazoa; Chordata; Aves; Passeriformes; Passeridae
Product: hydrocephalus-inducing protein homolog
Exons: 12
Coding region: 1-2247 (748 amino acids)
Biological process (GO): axonemal central apparatus assembly; cilium movement
Cellular component (GO): axoneme
Source: RefSeq, a predicted model, not a curated record